Messenger RNA from Ostrinia furnacalis (Asian corn borer), 4270 nucleotides. RefSeq lists its product as uncharacterized. The coding region runs from base 444 to 3839 and encodes 1131 amino acids. Lineage: Eukaryota; Metazoa; Arthropoda; Insecta; Lepidoptera; Crambidae. The record is from RefSeq and is a predicted model, not a curated record. The transcript has 2 exons.
AUAAAUUAGUUGGCGCCACUGAGAGACGUAAGUUAUUUUAACUUACAUUUGCAAUUGCACUCACAAGGAAAGCGCCACUGUAGAGUUAGGUCCUGUCACUCGGCAGUGUUGCUAGUUGCAAGCAUGAUGAUAAGUAGCCCACAUGGAUCAAAAUUGUAAAUGUCUAUCUCCUAGACUAUGCGCUUACGUCACUUCAACCGGUCUGCGGCCAUUUUGCGAAUCGAUAAGCGGAUAAAUAUGGAACUACACUUUUUGCAAGCAAAUGUGCGAUUGCAGCGCUGUUCCCGCCAAUUUUGACGUUUGUCGGUCAGUCAUUCGGUAUUUACUCGGUCAGUGACUCAGUGUGUCAGUCCACAAAACAAAAUUUGUAGUGGUUCAGUGUUAGAUCUACGAGCUUCAGAAGUUUGAUUUUCGGGUUCUGAUAAUAAGGAUUGGCAGCGAAGAUGUCUGGCCGUAGCACAGCUGGUCUUUCAACCAGCAGUGGUGUGAAGAGACGGUCCAAUAACGAAGACAAACAAGUUUCCAAGGUUUCCAAAACAUCUGCUGAUAGAAGUAACUCUGUUGAGUAUGUAGUAAACAUGGAUCUAGCAGCAACUGCCUUUAAAGGCCAAACUUCCACUUACAGAAUCACAGUGGAAUCGGCUGACGGAGAAGUUAUACUGAACGACCCUCAAGUCAUCCUCAAUCAAGCUCUAACAAAAGCUAAAGAAGAAAUCAUCGCAAAGAUCGAUGAAUUAAGCCUUGUAAAAAUUAUAGUCAAUUUGCACGGCUGCUUCAUUGACAACCAAUAUAACGCAUUUGAUAUUAAUGGAAGCGUUGAUGUAUUCGAUGAAGAAACGGUCGAUGAUCAAAUUGAUGAACUCAAGAUGUUGAUCACCUCAAAAUUUAAUGUUUUUGACCGAGAUAAUGAGGGCGACAAACAAUUAUUGUACAUCGACCUUCAUAUAAAUAAGCACGUCGUCCCGGAUUUUAAACUGGAUGUCCCUUGGCAUCUAAAACGCUACAUAGUGAAUGUUAUGAGUGAAGACUAUCCGGAACAGAGUUUUAAAUGGGCAGUAUUAGCAGCGCUACACAGGGAAAUACACAAUCCACAAGAUUACCUCCUCGAAGAAUUUUCGGAGGACAUUAUUUUGACAAAUAUUCAACACCCAGUCAAACUACACGACAUACCGAAGAUAGAAGAAAUGAAUGACAUGAGCUUUAAUGUGUAUAUCUUGAACUAUAAUUUUAAUCCCAAUAAGAGAGAAGAAAUCGAAGGACCUGUGUAUCACACAGCUCGUCGACGCAAUAAACAUUUCAAUUUACUGCUUCUUCAUGGUGGAGCUAGCGAUUGCUAUUGUUUGAUAAGCGACCUAAAGGGCUUAGUGGUAGAUACAAAUAAUUUGCCAAAUAGUUAUGGCGAUAAAUUAUGUGAUGGUUGCUUAAAUAUUUUCAAAAAAGAAUCUCUAAUGCAACAUCAACAAGACGAAUGUUUGGGAAAGAAAACAGUUUUAGCAUCACACGAUGCAAAACAUAUGAAAUAUAUUCGUAAAAAAAGUGACUUCGAGAAAAUGCCUUUCGUAGUCUACGCUGAUUUUGAAGCGUAUUUGGAACCUGUGUCGAAUUCAACAAAUAUGAAUAAGAAGCAAAACAAAGAAACAUACACAAUAAAUGUAAACAAGCACGUCCCUUACAGCUUUGCCUAUUAUAUCAAAUGUGCUUUUGAUGAUCAAUUGUCAACUUUGAAAUCUUAUGAUGGAAAAGAUUGUGCUGAACAAUUUUUUAAAAUGUUACGCGAGGACUUAGCUGACAUACGCCGAAAAACUGAUAAAUUCUCAUCAGUGAUACCAGUAUUUUUCCACAACUUUUCAAAUUACGACGGCCAUUUCAUCUGUCGCGUAUUGGAUGCUGAAAACGGUGAAAUGUCAUGUCUUGGUUCUAAACACAAUUUUGUAGCGAUGCACAAAAAACUUACUAUAGGUCAAAACAAAGUUGAAUUACGUUUUCUGGACUCGAGGAAAUUUUUGCAAGGGUCAAUUGCAAAACUAUUGAAAAAAAUUAAUCGUGAAUUAUUUUUCGAAAGCUGUGCUUAUUGGGAAGAUAGCGAAAAAUUUGAACUGAUGACCCAAAAAGGUGUAUUUCCAUAUGAAUAUAUCAAGUCAAUCGAGCAAUUGGAAGAGACGUCCCUACCGCCAAUAGAACAAUUCUAUAGCAGCGUUAACGAUGCACACAUAGAAGAGAGUGAUUACCAACGCGCCCUCGAAGUCUGGGAUAUAUUUGAAUGUGAAACGAUUGGUGAUUAUUCAAGAUUAUACUUACAAUCUGACGCUUUGAUUCUAGCUGAUUUGUUUGAAAAUUUGAGAAACACAUGCAUAGAAGCCUAUAAUUUAGACCCAGCGAAUUAUUAUGCUAUUUCUGGUUUAAGUUGGGAUGCGAUGUUGAUGAAGACCGGUGUAGAGUUGGAGCUUUUGACUGAUGUUGAAAUGGUGACGUUCAUGAGCAAGCUUCGGAGAGGCGGUAUCGCUCACUGCACUAGAAGACACGCGGUCGCUAACAACAAAUAUCUACCUGAUUACGACGAAUGGGAAAGAGAUAACUUUAUAAUGUAUUACGACGCCAACAAUUUGUACGGCUGGGCAAUGUCCCAGCCUUUGCCGUAUGGAGGCUUCAAAUGGGUCAAAGAUUGCACUGUAAAAUGGGUCAAAAGUAAAGUAUUGACUUUACCAGUUGACUCUAAUGUGGGUUAUUUCCUAGAAGUAGAUCUUAAAUACCCCAAAGAGUUGCACGACAGUCACGCUGACUUCCCAUUCUGCCCAGAAAAAAAGAAAGUGCCUGACUGCGACGACGAUAGACUGGUCACGGAUUUGACUUCCAAGACGCGUUAUACUUUGCAUCACUCGUACCUAAUUCAGUGCCUCAAGAACGGACUUAAGUUAGAAAGAGUCCAUCGCGUGCUGAAAUUUAAGCAACGUCCCUGGCUAAAGCCGUACAUUGAUUUCAAUGCUAAAAAGAGAGAGGCUGCAACUUGCGAAUUGAAAGAAGAUUUUUACAAGCUCAUGAAUAAUAGCAUAGCCGGAAAAUCUAUGCAGAAUGAUGAGAAUUAUUUCAAUUUGAAAAUAAUUGAUCAGUGGUUUCAUCAAUGGAAGAAUCUAAGUGGACACAGCUUAGUGGGAGGCGCCAACUAUCAUAGCCAUGCGGUGAUUAAUGAUAAACUCAUGAUGAUACAAUUGAACAAAACAAAAAGAGAGUUCAAAAAUCCCAUUUACAUUGGCUUCAGCGUCUACGACUUAUCCAAGGCGUACAUGUACGAUUUUCAUUACAAUUUCAUGAAACCAAAGUACGGAGACAAAUUGAAACUUCUGUAUACCGACACAGACUCUUUUAUAUACCAAAUAUAUACCAAGGAUUAUUAUUCUGAAAUAAGACCAUAUUUGGCUGAGCGUUUCGAUACUUCGAACUACCCAGUAGACAAUGCUUUAUAUUCGCAAGAAAAUAAAAAGAAAUUGGGAUUUUUCAAAGAUGAAUUAAAGGGGGAUGUGGUGAAGGAAUUCGUUGCUCUGCGACCUAAAGUUUACAUGAUACAAUCGAAGAACGAUUUCAAGAGGAAAGCAGCUGGUGUACCAGAAGCGUUUAGUAAGAAAUUUACGAUGGAAGAUUACAAAAAGUGUCUGCGUGAGCAAAAAAAGGAUUAUAGAGAGAUGUUCAGAAUACAGCCGGUUGGGUACGACAUUUACACUCAGAAGGUCAGAAAAGUGGCUUUGAGUCCGGCGUAUUUUAACAGGCAAUUAUUAAAGGAUGGGAUAAAUUCAUUGCCAUUCGGCCAUUACAGUUUGAUGGAGAAUCCUAACCUAACUUUCUAAAUAUGUAUAACUCAAAUGUGACUGACAUGACUGACUGGCAUAGUGAUCUAUCAACGCACAGUCAAACCACUGGACGAAUCGGACUGAAAUUUGGCAUGCAGGUAGAUAUUAUGACGUAGGCAUCCGCUAAGAAAGGAUUUUACGAAACUCCACCCCUAAGGGGGUAAAACGGGAUCCACGCGUACGAAGUGUCGGGCUGCCGCUAGUCUACUAUAAGACCAAUAAGACGUUUAGGCACAGGACUAUUCCCAGCUCUCGUUCCCACCGCUGGAACUCCUGUGUAGCGAGGAUCUACAGCUUGACCGCCAAUAAAAGCCCAACCAGUGAACGCCAAGUCUGUCCCGAGGGAAAGUUAAGUUGUCAUUGGACCCGCAACGAAUGUAAUCAGAAGAACAUUACUUUAAAUUUUUCAUACAUUUCUACAUAACUUG